AUGCCUGAAAAUAAGGUUAACGACUUCCUCAGAGCCGUGAUUACCCAAUUUAUUGAAAAAGGCCAGACACUCGAUUUCCAACGUCUAGCUCAGGACGCUGGCUUGUUGAACUUGCGCGCCGCUCAGUACAGGUGGCAGAAACUCAAGGGAGAGCUAGGGGUUGGCAAGGAUAAGGUAGCUGGCGGUAGUGAAAUUGAUGGAAAAGACAAGAAAGAAGGAGACGUCAGUGGCAAGAAGGCAGGUGGUGGCGGCAAGAAAACCGGUGGGAAGAAGAGAAAGAUGGAGGAAGUCGACGAUGAUGAAUAA
Messenger RNA from Glarea lozoyensis ATCC 20868, 306 nucleotides. RefSeq lists its product as uncharacterized. The coding region runs from base 1 to 306 and encodes 101 amino acids. The transcript has a single exon. Lineage: Eukaryota; Fungi; Ascomycota; Leotiomycetes; Helotiales; Helotiaceae. The record is from RefSeq and is a predicted model, not a curated record.